Molecule: messenger RNA, 1419 nt
Organism: Synchiropus splendidus (mandarinfish)
Lineage: Eukaryota; Metazoa; Chordata; Actinopteri; Syngnathiformes; Callionymidae
Gene: creld2
Product: cysteine-rich with EGF-like domains 2
Exons: 10
Coding region: 165-1241 (358 amino acids)
Molecular function (GO): calcium ion binding
Source: RefSeq, a predicted model, not a curated record
UUUUCCUCCAACCAACCGGCAUGUAAAUAGGAGCGUGUGGUCCUUUGAAGACUCACCGUGGCGUGUACUUGACUGUGAUUUACUUCAUUUAGUUCAAUGUGUCGGAGGAGUGCAUCGCUGUCGGGGGAAGCUCAACUCUUUCUUUGAUAUGAAACGUAGCGACUAUGCAGUCCAGCAGUAGCGAACCGCGACUAGUGCGGCUUCUGUUGUGUGUCUUUGUCUUAGUACUUUUACCUCCAUCAUACGGCAAACGGGAUUUAAAAAGCGCCUGUUCAACAUGUCAGAAAAUCACAGAAAACUUCAGCAAGGGCUUUGAGAAGACGACGAACCAGAACUUUGGUGGAGGCAACACAGCCUGGGAAGAGAGGAAACUGUCCAAAUAUGAGACGAGUGAGAUUCGUCUGAUGGAGAUCAUGGAGGACCUGUGUGAGAGCAGCAGUUUCGAGUGCAACCAAAUGUUAGAAGAACACGAGGAGCUUUUUGAAACGUGGUGGUUCAAAAGGAAGACGAAACAUCCAGAUCUGCACAAGUGGUUCUGCAUUGAGACGAUCAAGGUUUGCUGUCCAAAAGGAACGUUUGGACCGGACUGCAAUGCUUGCGUCGGAGGCUCUGAGAAACCGUGUCACAGCAAUGGCGUCUGUGACGGCGACGGCACUCGUGGUGGAGACGGGAAGUGCAGCUGCAACCACGGUUACAAGGGCGAGUUCUGCCUGGACUGCAGCGACGGAUUCUACAGUCAAGAGAAGAACGACAGCUUCGCUCUGUGUUCAGAAUGUCAUGAGUCAUGCAUUACCUGCAAUGGAGCGACACACCAGGACUGCGAUGAGUGUAAGGCGGGGUGGCAGGAGGACGAUCAGGAGGCCUGUGUCGAUGUUGACGAGUGCUCCAGAGAUACUUCGCCAUGCAAGGACGAUCAGUUCUGCCUGAACUCUGAGGGGUCGUUCUCCUGCAAAGCUUGUGACAAGGUAUGUUCCAGUUGUAUUGGACCGGGUCCUGACAAGUGCCAGAAUUGUGCAGCUGGGUACCAGAACACAGACGGCACCUGCACAGAUGUCGAUGAGUGUUUGCAGUCGGACGUGUGCGCGUUGCCGCACCGGCACUGUGUCAACAGCAGGGGGAGCUAUUCGUGCAUCUGCUCCAACGGGUACGAGGAGAAAGACGGCGAGUGCGUCGAGGUGGUGCUUCAGGAUGAAGAGGAAAAUAAAGAAGAAGAUGCCACAAAUCCACACAAAGAACUUUGACAUUUGAACUGUUUUGGAGAUUUUUCCUUUUUAAAAUCAUGUUUCCCAAAAGCACUUGGUGUGUGGACUGCACCUAUGGAACCUUCUGGAUUUCUGCUGCGUCAUCUCUUUUCGUCUCCCAGAAUGAAGCCACUUGUCUCUGUUUUUAAUGUGUGAAAUGUUUUUUGGAGUAAAAUAA